AUGGCUCUGAUCCUCAACAGCAUGCCUCGAAUGCACCUUUCCACUAGCUGCUGUUCUUAUGGCCGUGAGAAUGUAGCUACAUUGCAGUAUCGGACCGUGAGGGACUCAGUGCGAGCUCAACUCUGUAAAUACCCUAAAUUUAACCCUAACCCGUACCCUAAUGCUAACCCUAACCGUAAACCUAAACCGAAACCUAAGCCGUACCCUAACCCUAAACCUAACACUAACCCGUACCCUACCGUAACACUAACACUAACCCGUACCCUAAUCCGUAACCUAACCCGGACCCUAACCCGUAACCUAACCCAAUGGAAUGCUGUGGAAGCGAUCCGUACAGGCCGUCAGAUUGUGGGAGUCUAUGCAAUAAAUCAUUUCCAUUCCUUGUGUUUGUUCUUUUUCAGGUUUUAUGACCAUGGUCUGUCAGUGGGAGCAGCUGAGCUACAGCUACAUGUGGAAGAUUCCAAUGACUCUACAGUACUCUGGAGAGUAUUGUGUAACCAGGGCAACCAGUGGUCACAGGCCACUAUUCAGCUUGGACGCCUUACUCAGCCCUUCCAUUUGUCACUAGAUAAAGUCAGUCUUGGCAUUUAUGACGGAGUCUCAGCUAUUGAUGACAUCAGAUUUGAAAAUUGUACCCUUUCUCUUCCUGCAGAGAGCUGUGAAGAGCCGGACUUUUUCUGGUGUCGACGCAGCAAGGCUUGCAUAGAAAAACUUCUGUUAUGUGAUUUGGUAGAUGAUUGUGGUGAUCAUACUGAUGAGGUUGACUGUGUACCUGAGUUCCAAUGUAACUUUGAAAAUGGAAUCUGUAACUGGGAACAAGAUACAGAAGACGACGUUGAUUGGACCAGGAAGCACGGUCCAACUUCAACACUUAAUACAGGGCCAAUGAAGGCUCAUACCUUGGGCACAGCUAAAGGACACUAUCUCUACAUAGAAUCUUCGGAGCCACAGGUUUCCCAAAACAGAGCUACUUUACUCAGCCCUGUCCUCAAUGCCACCGAUGCAGGGGGCUGCACCUUCCGCUUAUAUUACCACAUGUGUGGAAAGCAUAUUUAUAGGCUGGCCAUCUACCAGAGAGUUUGGAGUAACACAAGAGACAGCUGCUGUGGCAGAUAUUUGGGAAUCAAGGCAACAGAUGGAUAAGGAAACGCCUCAAUCUUUCCAGCAGGAAGCCUUUUCAGGUAUAGAUAAUGGCUUUCGUAAUGUGUAUUUAAGAUGCAUUCAGAAUGUCUAAAGAAUAUGAAAGAUCACUAUAUCCUUGAAUUAAAAGCCAGUGGAAUUUGGUCAGAGUUAUUUGGAAGUACAUUUAUCAUGCAAUUAAGGUUGUGCCAAAGCAUGUUAAGUUGCUUUCCUCUUUGACUACCCCCAAUAAUCUGUGAUUAAAAUUUCUAAAGGUGGACACAUGGCAUUGGCAGCAGCUACAGGUCCCUCUGACUUUAAGUCAUUUUUCUCUUGAAAUAAAAAAUCUGGAGGGAAAAAGAGUUUUGCGCAAUAUAUGGUACUCUGCCAAAUGUUCAGGUUCUAAAAUCUGUGAUUUUUAAAUAUUCCAUCAGACUUUUCCACCUUUUAUAGGUAAGCAGCAGAAAUUCGAGAAGGGUGCAUGCUGUGUUGGAGAAUCACACAGCUACUCUGGGGCAGAGCCAGAGGUCUAGCUAGGUCUCCUCACUCCUGCUGAAAUAUUCUUUACUGUGAUUCUCACCUACCUUCUCCUAAAAGGAAAACUUGGGGGCAGCCCGGAUAGCUCAGCGGUUUAGCGCUGCCUUCA
This is a messenger RNA of Canis lupus familiaris (dog), 1765 nucleotides long. Its product is annotated as MAM and LDL-receptor class A domain-containing protein 1-like. Bases 1 to 1143 code for a protein of 380 amino acids. The record is from RefSeq and is a predicted model, not a curated record. The transcript is spliced from 6 exons. Gene Ontology annotation, molecular function: protein binding. Gene Ontology annotation, cellular component: membrane. Lineage: Eukaryota; Metazoa; Chordata; Mammalia; Carnivora; Canidae.